Molecule: messenger RNA, 1781 nt
Organism: Phoenix dactylifera (date palm)
Lineage: Eukaryota; Viridiplantae; Streptophyta; Magnoliopsida; Arecales; Arecaceae
Source: RefSeq, a predicted model, not a curated record
ACCGCAGCGCGGUUCCUUCCUAGUUUUUAAUUAUUUUUCGGUCACACGUGUCCCAGGCUUGCCUGCAACCUGCGCGGCGCGAGCUAAACUCGCCCUCCACAGAAAAACCCUGAAAAAUCUUGAAGAAACAAAACAGCAAAAAAAAAAAAAAACACUUUCUUUUCUCUUUCCUCUCGCGGCCGCCGGAGAGAGCCUGACGCAGUGAUGGAGGGCGAGGCCGCGGCCGUGCCCAUCGUCUCCGCGAGCACCAGCGACGAGACCAACAACCCCAACGCCGGCAUGUCCCAGGAGGGGUGCACAGAUAGGAUCCGCGAGGGCCUCAAACAUCCGACGGUGAGGUUUCUCCGGGAGCAGAUGGAGAAAGCUGGCUGCCCCGUCUGGAUGCGGCUUCUCCUGGCGAUCAACUGCAGAGACCAAGGCUCUGCCGGCGGUUAUGCUAGCAAGCGUGGGAUAACUAUUUGUUGUAAUCAUAUGACUUUCCAAGAUGAGAUCAAUCAAGUUUUGAUUCAUGAGCUAAUCCAUGCUUGUGAUGAUUGCCGUGCAAAGAACAUGGACUGGAAAAAUUGUGCUCACCAUGCUUGCUCUGAGAUUCGAGCUAAUCAUCUUAGCGGGGAUUGCCAUUACAAACGAGAAUUGCUGCGAGGAUUUAUGAAAAUACGAGGUCAUGAACAAGCCCUCAAUAAAUUGAUCCUUCAGAACCUGAAUCUGGUCCAACCUGAAAGAAGUCAAUCCAAGCUAAUUUAUGUUGGGUUUUGUGCAGUUUGACUUGUAUAAAAUUGGAUCAGACCUACUAAUUCAACUGACUCUUCUGUCUUUGCUUUUUAAUAAAAGAGAGAUUCACCAGCAUGAUUAGAGAUAAUUUAAUGAUCCGUUCCAACAUGACAUGAUCCAUGUUUUAAGUCAUUAGGUUUGGCCCUAGAAUUAGUGAUGUUUAUCAAUCAUGACUGAUUGGUGUUAAGCAAAUCCAGAACCAUUCUGAUUCAUCUGCACCCUUCUGUGUAUGACUUCAAAUUCUGUAUUGCUUUCUUUUCAUGAUGCGAAAUAUCUCAUUGUUGUAAUUAUUACUACCUUCAAAAAUUAACACAAUUGUAAAAGAUAUCUUAGUUAUAUGUUGCAAUUGUAAGAGCCUAAACAACUAGCCUUGAGGCAUCUAUCAUGGUCUGACUUUGAAUCGUAUUUAAGGGUUAUGUCCUACAUGAUUUCAUACAUUAGAAAUUUGUUUUGAGUACUAAAUAGACAUAGAAGUGAACUAGCUGGAACGCUCAAUUUCUGAUUUCAAAACUGAUUAUACUUUGAUCUAGAUAUUGCUAAUUGAUGUAUGCCUGUUGAUAAGCUCUUAAAAGUUUUCUCUUGUUUUUGGGUCAUCAUACCAUUAAAGUGGACAGGAAGAGAGCUUGUGCCUGCUGUUGUUGGGUACUUAUCUUGGAGUUUAGUUUACAUGUACAUGCACCUUGUCUAAGUUUUCUACAAUCUGCCCCACUUCUUUCUCGAACAAUGUAUUAUGCCUUAAAAAAUACCCCACUCCUUUCUUGAACUUUAUAUUAUGUCUAAGUUCAGAUAGGUGUUGCAACUUAAGAAAAUAGAUGUCUCAGCACUAUGUUGUUGAGCAUGGAAACUAAGGGCCUAUUUGGAUGGUUGUGUGUCUUGUCUAUUGGAUAAAUCCUUUCUUGUUAAAAGUUUAAAGGGUCAUUGGAUGUGAGAGGAGUCGCAACAGAGAAGUCCCCAAUCACAGAAUCCUCAAAAAUCAGGUCUUUAGAGUUGUAAUUUACAGUAUCCUAUUU